Messenger RNA from Porites evermanni, 2289 nucleotides. The record is from the annotation of a GenBank genome assembly. Lineage: Eukaryota; Metazoa; Cnidaria; Anthozoa; Scleractinia; Poritidae.
UAACUUGUUUUUAACGUGGCCGGCUUAUCACAACCGAUGAUGGAAGACCCUGCAAAAUACUAUGAAAAACUUUUUGAGCGUCUCAAUGCUCUAAGAAAACAAGAAACCUUCUGCGAUGUAACUGUCGCAGUGAAAGGCAAAGAGUUUAAAGCUCAUAAAGUUGUGCUAGGUGCAGCAAGCCCAUUUUUUCUUUCACUUUGGGAAAGCCACAUGCUAGAAAGCAACGAACAACUGAUCGAAAUCAAGCUUGAAGAGGCGACUGCGUCUGUCAUGGAAGAAGUGCUGCAGUAUAUCUACACUGGAAAUGUUUCAGUCACCGAAGAAAGCUGCAAUGAGUUGGUUGCAACGGCGGAUUACCUUCUUCUACCAGGAUUAAAAUCAUUAGCUUGCGAUUUCUUGAAAAAGAAACUGGCCAUUGAUAACUGUGUCUCUACGUAUUAUUUUGCCGACACGUAUCACUGUGCAGAGCUAAAAGAAAUGAGUUGUUGGCAAAUUAAUUUAAACUUUACUGCUGUGAUGAAAACGGGAGAUUUUCUGAACCUUGACAUGAAUCAAGUCAUGGAAUGGGUCUCUAGUGAUGACAUAAAAGUCAGUUAUGAGGAAGAAGUUUUCGAUGGAAUUGUCAAGUGGGUGUCUUACAACAAGAGUGAAAGAGAGAGCUGUUUCUUUGACUUGUUGCACCAAGUUCGCCUGAAUUGUGUAUCCCAAGACUUUCUUCAGGGUAAAUUGGUGAAGGAAGAACUUGUAACUACAAAUAAUGCCUGCUUAAACUUUGUAUUGAACUCCAUCGUUGCCGCACAUGAAAGUCAUUUCAAACCACCAAGAAAAUGCCUUAAGCAUUACGUCGAAGGGAUUUUUGUGUGUGGUGGUAAAAUGGCUUUGUGUUACUGUCCUGAUGACAAUAAGUGGUAUUGGAUAAGCAGCAUGGCAUAUGAACAUCAAAACCAUGCUGUCAUUCAGUACAAGGAUAAAGUUUACAUUUUUAGCAAACAAAAUGUACAUUCGAUUGAGUCACAUGUUGUAGAAUAUUAUGUGCCUUUAUCAAACUGCUGGGGUUCAAUUCAAACAGACUUUGACUACGAAGAACAAUUUUCAAGUGUAUCAUCAUUGAGUGGUUGUUCAUCCUUGUUUGCUUUAACCAACAGUACUGAAAUUCCUGAAAACACAAUAUUCACCUACAAUCCUGCUGAGAAUAGCUGGGAGAUAAAAGGAAGUACAUCUUCUAGAAAUCGAUGGGGAGCAUGUGCUGUGGCAGUGGGAAAUCACCUUUAUAUUAUAGGUGGUAGUAAUUGUAGUGAUACUGUACCAAGUGGAAUAACUAAAGUUGAACGAUUUGAUCCAAGAGAGGAGAAGCUGGAAGAGGUUGCGUCCUUGAAUGAGGGAAGACAUGAUGCUUUUGGAGCAGCCAUAGAUGACAAGAUCUAUGUGGCAGGUGGAAUUCAAAAAAAUGACCAGACUCUGACACUACUAAGCACAUGUGAGGUAUACAACCUAUCAAUAAAUGAAUGGCAUCUGAUGGCAGACCUCUGUGUACCUCGUCAUUCUGCAAGCAUGGUGUGCUUUAAAGGAGCUUUGUAUGUCCUUGGUGGCUUGAGAAAUACUCACAGUUAUAUCCAAACCCGAGAGUUGUCAGUUGAAGUAUUUAAUUCUGAAACAAAUCAGUGGAAGGAGAAGAGCACCAUACCUGUUUGCCUUGAAAGUGAUGAAGAGACAAAUAAACAAAUACAUUACAAGGCUUGUUUUGCAACUAUUCACCAUGAUGUCUUGUUGGAUCGCAUUUUCCUUUGACAGACAAUUAUUUAUUCUCUUCCUGAGUUGAUCUCUGGGCAUAUUAUUUUGCCGACUACAUAAGACUCGAAAGUUAGAACCACCAUGUACAGCACGAAGUAAAUUGUAAUUUGUUUACCCACUGAGCACUUAGAAGUUCAUAUGAACUUGUUUAAACAUGUCCAUGUGUUCCAGAUCGAAUUGGAAUUUGGACGUGUUGGUUUUUGAGGAGAGGGGAAAACUGGAGCACACAGAGAAAAACCUCUUGGAGCAAACUCAACUCACACGGCAUCAAUGCCAGGAUUCGAACCCUGGUCACAUUGGUGGGAGGCAACUGUUCUCACCAUGUUGCCACACUUGCUUUACGAGUAAAUAGCACCACCCAAGGGACUGCUUAGUAGCUUUCAUUUGAGUGGUCCAACACUAGACUAUACAUGAGAACUACAUUUUACUCAGUUAUCUGUAUUAAAACAUAUUGACUCUGGAGGGAAAGGUCACAGUCAAGUGAGGUCAAGAACACCC